UCGUACUAGUUGGCCACAAGAACUCGAGUGAAAGUGUCCGCAAGUCGGACGAAGAACAACCGACCGCACAUGCGCAGUAUAAAAUACGACGUCAUAUAAAUAUAAAGGUCUACUACCGAUCACUUCUUGCCUAGUGAUCGAUCUGUCAUCAUGGAUGCCAAAAGUAUUUGGCUGUGUUUUUUAUUAAUUACCGUCGCGUAUGCUCAGGAGGAAGGUGACGGAGAUACGGAUGCUACAGCCGAAGAACUAUGCGAAAACAGACCUGCCGACGAAUACUUUCGAUUAACGACGGAUGGAGAUUGCAGAGACGUAGUCAGGUGCGAUAGUAAUACUGACAAUAACGGUGUCACGAGACUGGCUUCCGUCAGGUGUCCGGUCGGUCUAGCUUUCGACAUCGAUCGGCAGACCUGUGACUGGAAAACUAAUGUUAAAAAUUGUGAUAGAGUCGAGAAACCAAGAAAAGUACUACCCAUUCUCAAGACUGACGAACCAGUGUGCCCAGAUGGAAAGUUAUCUUGCGGAAACGGAGAGUGCGUCGACAAAGAACUCUUCUGCAAUGGAAAACCCGACUGCAAAGAUGAAUCUGACGAGAACGCUUGUACCGUUGAAACCGACCCAAACCGCGCCCCAGACUGCGAUCUGACCCAGUGCGUUCUGCCAGAUUGCUUCUGCUCUGCUGACGGUACCAGAAUUCCCGGAGACUUGGAACCGGUCAACGUACCUCAAAUGGUGACCAUAACAUUUAAUGGAGCCGUAAAUGUUGACAACAUCGACUUAUACGACGAAAUUUUCAACGGUCAACGAGCCAAUCCCAACGGCUGCCAGAUCAGAGGAACCUUCUUUGUUUCCCACAAAUAUACCAACUACUCUGCCGUACAGGAAUUGCACAGGAAAGGACACGAAAUCGCGGUGUUCUCCCUGACACACAAAGAAGAUCCCAACUACUGGAGUCAAGGUUCUUACGAUGAUUGGUUGGCCGAAAUGGCUGGAGCUCGUUUAAUUGUUGAACGAUUCGCCAAUAUUACCGACGGUUCUAUUAUCGGCGUCAGAGCUCCUUAUCUCAGAGUCGGAGGCAACAAGCAAUUCGAAAUGAUGGCCGAUCAGUUCUUCGUUUACGACGCUUCUAUUACGGCCUCGUUAGGGCGAGUUCCUAUCUGGCCGUACACUCUGUACUUUAGAAUGCCCCACAAGUGUAACGGCAACGCACACAAUUGUCCAAGUCGAAGCCACCCCGUCUGGGAAAUAGUCAUGAACGAAUUGGACAGACGUGACGAUCCCACAUUUGACGAAUCUCUGCCUGGAUGUCACAUGGUCGACUCUUGCUCCAACAUACAGACCGGCGACCAGUUCGCCCGUCUCUUAAGGCAUAACUUUUUCCGUCACUUGAACAGUAACCGUGCCCCGUUAGGACUUCACUUCCACGCCUCUUGGUUGAAGAGCAAGAAAGAAUUCAAAGAGGAACUGAUCAAAUUUAUAGAAGAGAUGUUGGGCAGGAAUGACGUGUACUUCGUCACUAACCUAAACGUUAUCCAGUGGAUGCAACAACCGACCGAAUUGAACGGACUGAGAGAUUUCCAAGAUUGGAAAGAAAAAUGUGACGUCAAAGGGUUGCCUUACUGCUCGUUGCCAAAUUCGUGCGCCCUAACUACCAGAGAACUUCCCGGAGAAACUCUCAGGCUUUUCACAUGCAUGGAAUGCCCCAACAACUAUCCAUGGAUAUUGGAUCCGACCGGAGACGGUUUCUCAGUUAGAAAGUAGAUUAUUUAUUGAACGUCCCUUUUAGAUAUAAUUUCGAAAGACUUUGUACAUAGUUAUUUUAGUUUAUUUCCUGCAGAACAAUUCGGAACAUAAAACGGAGCAAGGAGAACAGCGGCAACGUGGCCAACCUGUUGGUGUAGCAUUUACGAACCGAAACUGAUCUAUGUUACUGAAGUAUUGUUAAUAAAUAAUUAAAAUUA
This is a messenger RNA of Cylas formicarius (sweet potato weevil), 1958 nucleotides long. RefSeq names its product chitin deacetylase 1 (gene verm). NCBI's taxonomy places the organism in Eukaryota, Metazoa, Arthropoda, Insecta, Coleoptera, Brentidae. Gene Ontology annotation, cellular component: extracellular region. The record is from RefSeq and is a predicted model, not a curated record. Gene Ontology annotation, molecular function: chitin binding; protein binding. Gene Ontology annotation, biological process: carbohydrate metabolic process. The transcript has 5 exons. The coding region runs from base 151 to 1758 and encodes 535 amino acids.